Chlorella variabilis is the source of this 1053-nucleotide messenger RNA. RefSeq lists its product as hypothetical. The coding region runs from base 1 to 1053 and encodes 350 amino acids. The record is from RefSeq and is a predicted model, not a curated record. The transcript has 4 exons. Lineage: Eukaryota; Viridiplantae; Chlorophyta; Trebouxiophyceae; Chlorellales; Chlorellaceae. Gene Ontology annotation, cellular component: nucleus; chromosome, centromeric region. Gene Ontology annotation, biological process: meiotic chromosome segregation.
AUGAGGACGAAGGAGUCACGGGCCGUGCAGCAGCAGGCGGAGCGAGAGCUGGCUGUGGAGCGCGCGCGGCGGCAGGAGGCGGAGGCGCGGCUGGCGGCACACACGCAGCGCGCCUCUGAGAACAACACCGCCCUGGCUCGCAGCAACCUGCGGCUUCAGGAGCAGCUGGCGCGGCUGCGGGGCGAAGUGGAUGUGCUGCAGCACGAGGCGGGCUGCCAGCGUGCGGCUGCCACCGCGCGGGAGCGCGAGGCCGCCCGCAAGCUGGCCCGCACGCAGCACCAGCUGCAGCGGGCGGAGGAGGAGGCGCGCGCGCUGCAGCGGCAGCUGGCGGGCAAGCAGGACAUCAUUGCCUACUUAGAGGGCAAGCUCGCUGAGCAGCGCGGCAGCAGGGAAAGGGAGACCGCGGGGGGCGCCGCCGCCAGCUGCGAGCAGGCGCCCACGCCGGUGCCAGCGGCGGCGGCACGGAGCAGCCUCGCCGCGGUGGCAGCGGGCAGCAGGAGCAGGCCCACCGCCCUGCACGUGCAUUACCGGCAGCUUGCUGUGGAGGUAGAGGAGGAGGCACUGGGCGGCGAAGAGCAGGCGGGGCAGGCCGGGCCCCGCAGCAGCGGCAGCGAGUCGUCUCCUGCUGUGCACCGCCGCUCGGCUGCUGAGCGAUAUGAGGCGGCAGCGGUGCCGCAGCAGCGGCAGCAGCGGCAGGGCGGCGGCGGCGAGCAGAGAGCUGGCGAGCCGGGGGCGGCAGGAGGCGCUGCGUCGCCUCUGUCCGACACGCCCGUGCCGCAUGCCGGCGGCAGCCACGAGGCGGCGCCUGCUGCGCCUCCUGGCACCGCGCUGCGAUCCUCCCAGCGCGCCCGCAACCCGGUCAGCUACGCGCAGCCCAGCCUGCGCACCAAGCUGCGUCAGGGCGACGCCUUCACAUUCGGUGCGGCAGAGGCGGCGGCGGCGGCGGGCAAGCGCCCGUGCGCCCGCACCAAGCCCCGGCCCCGGCUGGGCGCCGGGCCCGCAGGCGGGGCCGGCGGCGGCAGCGGCGGCGAGCUGUCGCCUGUCAGCGACUGA